UGACGUCAUCAGCCGCGCGACUGUAGUCAUUUGAUGAAAUCUCCUAACAGCCACGGCCAGCUUCGUGAACACCGCCGCUUCGGUAUCAUUUAUCAAACAAAUUUAUUAUUAUUUCUUCAAACCGCCACAAUGUGGAAAGAGUUGGACGAGGAAGAGGAUGAACCUUGUCGAGCGAGAGAGGAGAGCCAAGUGAAACAACGAGAUCCGGAAGCAGUUUCCAAGACUCGAAUUGUGCUACACAUGGAAGACACCCAGCAGCGGAUUUCUUGUCGAGUCAAAGAAGAAGAGGUGGCGUCACCGACCCCUCAUGUUAAUGAUGACGAGGAGGAUCGACAGCCCCGCCACGUCAAAGAGGAAGAGGAGGAGUUCCCACUGACUGUCGUCGUCGUGAAGGGUGAAGACGACGAAGACGAACCGCCUGAAACGUCUCAGCUUCAUCACUGCAGUCCGAGGAGAGACCACUGCAGAGGACCACCGUUGUCACAUAGUGACGACGUAGAAGAUACCAGCGACACAGGCGAUGACGACAACAAACUCUCAGAAACGGAGACGAGCAAAGGACGCUUCAGCUGCUCCAACUGCGGCAAGAGUUACGCAUACAAGUGCAGCUUGACACGACACAUGCAGACACACACGGGGGAAAAACCCUUUGUGUGUUCCAUUUGCGGCACCAAAUUCGUCCGAAAGGUGGCGCUGAUCGCGCACGCCGCCGCGCACACCGGAAAGAAGUCAUUUGUGUGCUCCCAGUGCGGGAAGAGCUACUCUUACCAGAGCAGUCUAAAUGCGCACAUGCAGACGCACAACGCUGAGAAGCCCUUCAGUUGCUCGGUGUGCGGCGAAGGCUUCAUUCAGAAAGUAGCCUUGAUUGCGCACACGACAACGCACACCGGAGAGAAGUCGUUCUCGUGCUCGGUGUGCGGUAAAACCUUCUCUUAUAAGAGCAACUUGAAUAUACACAUGCGCACGCACAAGGAGGAAAAGUCCUUCAGUUGUUCGGUUUGCGAUAAGAGAUUCUACCUAAAGUCUAUUAUGGUGUUACACAUGAGAACGCACAGUGGGGAAAAACCUUUUAGCUGCUCCGUUUGUGGUCAGAGGUUCACACGGAAGGUGAAUAUGAUUAAACACAAGAGAUCACACAUGGAACUAAAUAAGACUGCUGAUGUUUUCAAUUAAAUCUGAAAGUUUUAUUUCGAAUCCAUUGUGGUGGUGUAUAAGGUACAAGACUAUGUAUAUGUUCAAUGUCUAUUAAAGUUCUCAUACAUAGAAAUAUGCUCAGUAGUAGUUUAUUGUUUGUUUUUGGGAAUUAAAUCAGGAAACAAUCUUGUCUUUUGUAAUUUCAAUAAUAUCUUUGCAAAAAGAGCGAGCAAGUCAAGAGAGGUUCCAGAUGCUUUGUGUGUCUGCCUGUCUCUGAGGCGCACACGGAAGAGCAAUGCCUACUUAAACUGUAAAAAUGGAAGGAAAAUGAGGAAAAGAAAGGUUAUUUACAUCUUGUCCUUUAGAGGAAAGGGAGGUUGGUACAAGAAUCAAAUAUUAUAGACUAUAUUUUGUCAUUUUGCCAUAACAUGUUUUAUCAUAUUGUGAUUAUUUUUAUUCUGUUGUCUUUAUUACAAAUAUGAAUGUUUUAUAUUCUCUUG
This is a messenger RNA of Phyllopteryx taeniolatus (common seadragon), 1634 nucleotides long. RefSeq names its product oocyte zinc finger protein XlCOF6.1-like. Gene Ontology annotation, biological process: regulation of transcription by RNA polymerase II. The coding region runs from base 34 to 1173 and encodes 379 amino acids. Gene Ontology annotation, molecular function: DNA-binding transcription factor activity, RNA polymerase II-specific; RNA polymerase II cis-regulatory region sequence-specific DNA binding. The transcript has 2 exons. The record is from RefSeq and is a predicted model, not a curated record. NCBI's taxonomy places the organism in Eukaryota, Metazoa, Chordata, Actinopteri, Syngnathiformes, Syngnathidae. Gene Ontology annotation, cellular component: nucleus.